This is a messenger RNA of Anopheles arabiensis, 9899 nucleotides long. It is a transcript of the gene crp, whose product is annotated as bromodomain-containing protein DDB_G0270170. Lineage: Eukaryota; Metazoa; Arthropoda; Insecta; Diptera; Culicidae. The transcript has 4 exons. The record is from RefSeq and is a predicted model, not a curated record. Gene Ontology annotation, biological process: regulation of transcription by RNA polymerase II. Bases 547 to 2772 code for a protein of 741 amino acids. Gene Ontology annotation, molecular function: DNA-binding transcription factor activity, RNA polymerase II-specific; RNA polymerase II cis-regulatory region sequence-specific DNA binding; protein dimerization activity. Gene Ontology annotation, cellular component: nucleus.
UCAGAAACCAACUGAGAGCCAUCAUACCGUGUUGUGCGUUCGGUUCGCUCGCUCGCUCAGAGGACGCUCGUCCGUUUCGUGCUUGUUUUUCUGGUGAGCUGCUAACAGCUACUACGCGGAUUUGCGUCCGGUCGACGAGGUAAAAGAAAUGAUGCUUGAUUGUGCUUCUUGGGUGAAAUUAUAACACGGUGUAGCCAAAAAAAGUAAAAGUAAUCAUUUAUCAGCGCUGUGUGGCGUAUGGUAAAUGCGUCGCGUUCGCGUAUCCUUAAGCUGCUGGGCAGAAGUGUGUGUGGAGUGUGAAAAGUGAAAAGCGCAUUCUACGGUGGCCUAAUUUAAUGUUUUGAUUCAGUGUUUGAAGAUAAGAGUGCAGACAGAAAGUAAAAGAAGAUAAACCUUACUGCAAAACAUUUGUUUAACGGCAUUGUGUGUUUGAAGUGAAAAAGGCAUGUUAUCCGCUCGGUUUUGCAACCGGUGCAAGCAUAAAGGCAGUGUGCUGUGACGCAAAACCGUCGUCUAUAUGCUGGUUUGGCGAGCAUCGCGCCACGGAUGAUGUCGUUGGUGGACGUUUGGAAAAGAAACGAAGAAUCUCAAACGCAGAGUGAACACAAUAAAUUUCAAACCCAGUACCCAGCAAACUAUAUGCAACUGGACACGAUGCAGGAUAUCAUAUGUGAGGAAGAUACAGUGAGAUAUGUUCGCUUAAAAAGUGAAGAAAACGGCAGUGCUGGAAAUAACAACAAUAACAACAUCAGCAACAACAAUAACAACAACGGCAUAAAUAGCUCUUCGUCGAGUAGUAGCAACGGUAACAAUAUACCAAUGGAUAAGGACGAAAAGCGAAUGCGUCGCGAAAUCGCGAACAGCAACGAAAGACGUCGGAUGCAGAGCAUCAAUGCCGGGUUUCAGAGUCUCCGACAAAUGCUACCACACCACGAGGGCGAAAAGUUAAGCAAGGCCGCAAUCUUACAACAAACAGCUGAAUAUAUUUAUUCACUAGAGCAAGAAAAGACUCGUUUGCUAUCGCAAAACUGUCAGUUAAAGCGAACAAUUGAUCAACAAGAUCACAAUGGAACCCCAGAUGUAUCGCAGAGUACGACACAAAUUGUACCAGGCAGCACAGCAAACGGUGGUGUAGUGAUCUCCCAACAGCAACAGCUGGUGACAAAUGCUGGUGGAAACGGUCAGCCCGGAGCUAUAGUGGCGACUGUUGCCAAAAAGCGUAAAAUCGAUACGAACGUUGCCGUGCAACCUGUAUCGGAUUCAUCGGACGAGGGAUUAGGGUCAAUGUCGCCGGAACCGGUAUCGUUACGCGGUGUAAGUGUUACCUCGAACGGAAGUAACUUAUCUAACGCGCACUCAGGCACGACAACGAUCUCCAGCCCGUCUACUCAGGGAAGACAGUGCACAACGGUAAACUUUUCCGUGAAAGACUAUUUGGAAUUGAAACAUCAGCUUGAGGUAGAACGACGACAAAAAAUGAUAAUUGAGGAACAAUUGAAGGCACUAGAACGACAAAUCUACCCAACCAGGAUACAGUAUCAAGAAUCAUCGGAACUAAUCGUGCCCGACAUCAUCAAUGAGCCAUCGCCAGCCACACAUCCCCCGGAGGACGUUGCUGUUUCUAUAAUUCACAAACCAGCCAGCAGUGGGGCUACUACCGCGGUUUCUGGCAAGCUAGCCCGAGUUCCUGCCGAAUUGGAAAGUGGUAUCCAGGUGAUUUCCUUAGAUUCGAGCAGCUUGGGAAAGAAUCAACAUGUUGUAGUAUGCUCUAGCGAGCUGAUAGAAGAAGCACUUACCAUGCAGACGGUACCAGCCGCAUCUAAACCAGUGGUUAUGCCAGUAAAGGAGGAGAAAAUAUACAUCAAACGCUCACGAUCUCGAUCGCCAACGAUAGGAGAGGCAACGGUGGUAACGCUGCCGCCGAAGAAAAACCGCUACCCUUCAAUAUUAGAGGCGGCUAUUAAAGCUGAGCCGAAGGUGGAAGUUGAGCGAAUCGAUUCACCUUCUUCGAUUGUGGUCAACGACGAACAGAUGAUGGUGUCAACGACUGGUGCGCACCUCGUCGGAACUAGCGCCAGUUUGUCUAAUGUUCAGCAACCUCGACUCAAUUGUAACUACCGUCAUAACCUCGAAACCAUAGUUGAAGCUAUUCGACAUCUCGAAGGUGACGCGUUUGAUGCAGUUGUACCAACCCAACAGCAGCAGCAACAGCAACAACCGUCGUUACAUCAACCAGUACAACAACCUCAACCUCAACCCACACAACCUCCAAUAGCAACAUCCCAAUCGACUAUACAACAGCGACCUAUGCAGGAAGUUCCGCUGGCUUUGACUACAGUGAGUAAGCAACAAACUUCGGUAAUGCAAUCGAAAACUGAGCGUGAUCAUCGUCAAAGCCAGUUAGAACCGUACCUGAAGUUUCGAACAGCGCCCAUCGUAAGUACGGGUGCAGUGCACGCGUCCGCCAACACUGCUAACUCGACUGGUACUGGCUCUAAUGUCGUAACGGUGACGCCACAGAUCGGGUCAAUCAUUUCCGUAUCGAUCGCACCAUCCGGAAGUAAUGGGCUGAGUGCCGGAUCCAGUAGUCAUUCACCUGCCGCUGCAGCAUCUUCGACGACAACGAGUACAAUCGUGGCGAACAGUUCGGUUGUGUCAGCGAACAUGCCGCAACAGCAGCCCCUACCGAAUACGCUCACCACGGCAGCCCAGAUCCUGCAACAGCAGCAGCAGUGCAGACCGGGUGUAAUAGUAGUGAAGCAAAACUCAUGAUCCGUUACUACUGCGUCAGCGAUCGUUAGUAACUGUAGCAAUAACAGUGGUAGCCAUAGCAGCUCAACCGUUGCCCCGUCCUCAUCCAGCACCAUCGCAUUGUUUUCGACCACGGCUAGCUACAUGGGAAGUAAUAGUAUCAAGAGCAAAGCUACCCCGCUGUUAGUUAGCGUAGGAAGCGGCAAUGUUAGUAAGCUAAAGUAUGCGAACAACAACGGCGGUAGUAGUAGCUUUGGUAGUGGCACUAAAACAACAGUAUCAAGCUCCAACAGUAUCAGCGGUGGUCAUCCUAACGUUGUUAUUACAUACCAGAAAUCAAUGGAUGGUGCUUGAACGAUUCUCCUAGUGAAAAAUGUCCCUGAUUUAUAUGAUUUGUUAAUUAUUUUAUUAGAUGUUAUAUGUUUUGGGAUUGCAUUAUUUUUACAACCUACUAUUUUGCUCGUCUUUAGCCACGUGCCGUAAUCUUAACUCACGAUCCCUGUGACGAGCCUCUACCUACUUACCCACCAUAUUGCGUAGGGUGUAGCGACAACAAAUCUGUAUUAUCCAUUAUGUGUGGAUUGGUUUGAAAACACAAUGACACACUCGGUUUGCUUUAUUACUUGGCAUGGACAGCAUCAUUCUAUACAAUAUUUUAGGGUAAGGCAAUCCUCAAAGCGAGACCUAAGGCAAGAGCAAUUUUUCUUGCUUAUUUAAUUUUAAGUAUACACUGAACAAUGCAUACAGUAAGAUUUGAUUUAAGAAUAAGUUAAGACGGUAAAGAAAUGGUUAAGGAAUUAACGCUAUUAAUAGAAACGUGUAAGGAUAUAGAGUUUUUUUAGGCGAUAAUAUCUUCGAUGAAUGAUAUCAAAAGUAAUAAAUAUGUGAAAUAUGCAAAUAUGCGCAAAUGUAGCGGCAGUGUGUGUGCAGUACAUAAAUUUACGGAGCAUAGUAAUGGACGAUGAUAGUUCGUGUUGUGCGUCUUAAGCUCAAUGAAAUCAUGUUGUAGCGCAACUCAAUGACUCAUUGAUAAGAUGAACGAAGUAAUGAUUCAAUUCCAUGGGACAACAUUAAUGCGAAUCGAAGCGUUGACUUAAAGGAGCAAUGAAGAAGGAAAACGAUUAAGUAUGAAAUAGUAGGCGGUAGAAUAUGUCAGUCGUGUUUGCGAAACAGCUAAACCGUAGAAGUAAGGACAUACUACAAUUCUUUACAUGUAUUCUUUAUUGUCCACAUUAAUAUAUAGGGUAAUGGUAGUUUAGGGGUUUCAUCUGCAUUUGUUUACUUUUAAGGGCAUCAGCAUAACUAUACCGGGAAUGAAAUAUAACUGUCAUUAUUGAUUAGUCUUCAUAGUGAUACUUCAAAAUUUGAAAAAACAAAAAUAGAUGAAUGAAGAUGCGAGUGUGUAAAAAAUCGAAUUUUGAAGGUGUUCGUUCGAUGUACAUCUUAGUAAUGUUCGAAUAAUACGUAAGGAAACGUAAGAUUAACAGGGGACAGUAACUAUUUAAAAUGGUAAAAAUUGAAGAACGAAAGUGUUCAAUGCACAGCAAUGAAUAUGGAUUGCAAGCAGCGGAUGGGGCUUGAACAAUUGAAGCUACGCUAAAUUCAUCCGCUCACACUAUGGAGCUGUUGUGCAUUUUUAUGAAGAAUUUCAGAUCGGACACAUUGAGGUCGUUAGAUAUUCGACCAUUGAUUCUUCAAUGCCUAUGAAAAUAGGGAUGACAUUGUAAGUCCUACAUUGAAUCGAUGUGGCGAAUGUUUACCAAUGUGCGUUUUGUUUGAAAUUGUUCUGAGAAUUUACUUUACCUUUUGAUCGUUUGUACUCAUUCACAGAUCGUUGGUGCUUAGCUGAAAAAAAAGUAGAAUAGGGCUAGUUGACAAAACAUUUAAUAACAAUUUGCCUUUUUUUAUUGUCAAUUUGGGUUUGUGUAUGUUGUUUUCUACUCCCGCUCCUAAAAGAAACUUUAUGAACACGAGAACCUGCACCAUCCCCCUAUGAAACAUUAAUAUUUAUUCUAAUGAUGUAUUUAAAAAAAAAUAUGCUAAAAUGAUGUUUUAAGGGCAUAUACAAACAUAUUGCCUCCUGCACAUCUAUACAAGUUUUAUUACCGAACUUUUCCAGCACAUUAUACGAUAAGUAUGGUGGAAAGCGUCCAAACGAAUAUGUUGAAUAUAAUUCGCACAAUUUCACUUGGAUUUUCCACCCUAUGUACGUAGUGUCAGGUAAUAAGGCUCCAGCAGCAAAUACAAAUGAAUUAAUUUGGGCGUGUAAACUAUGUGAUCUUUUUUUUUGUUUUAAAUUAGAUUCACCUAAUUUCUGUUUGAAUGGUAUCUAGUUUUACUGUUUAAACGUUUUAGUUAUUAAAUUCGUUUUGUUUGUUUAACAAUUAAAACAUCAUAAAUUGGAACUGAAACCCCCUAGCAGCAAAACUAAAUUUGAAAUAGAUAAAUUUUUUUAGGCAAAUGAAAGAGUGAACAGAAACCUCUCAAAACGCAUCAAUCGUAAGGUGAAACAAGUAGUCUUUUAAAUCAAUUGCGCUAGCAAAAUUUGCAGUCCAUCUUUAAUGAUCCGGAAGAGCGGAUGUGUAAAGAGAAACAGAAAUAACAUCUAAUUAUACCUCCUGCAUGGUGUCAAAAGCAUGGAGGAGUGUGUGUUUUUCCUUUUUUUUGUUCUUGUGUCAAGUCUUGUGAGCUUAUUAAUUAUAGGAACAGAUUAUUUGGUUUUAUUAUUUGCUUAUCACUACUGUUUGCUCCAAUGCAAAAUGCAACAUAACACUAAUAGUGUGUGUAAGUGUGGCAAAACUAAGCUAGUUUUAUGUUUGUUUGUGUACUGCUUAGUAUUAAGACUGAUUAUCAAUAAACCAGACGAAACAUUUAAUACAGAAAAACAAACAAGGAAUAUCUGCACGUCAUCCAAAUUGAAGGGGAACUCUAAAUAGGUAAUCCCAAUGGAUAUCAAACAGUGUUGAUGUGCAUUCGAUUCAGCUAAGCGUAAACUCAAACAACAGACCGACAUCACCAUUCCGAGUUGAUGGUGAAUAACGUACAGUGAAUUGGUGGGGCUACACCCAGAUAAGUCACGUUAAGAAAGGCAUUUUUUUUCUAUUUGCCGCGUUCCUCGCGUUAAAUGUGCAUUUUUAAAGUAAGCAAAACGGAUUUAUUUUAUCCCAUAACACAAUCUCCUCGCUGCCGGAACGAGAAUAGUUUAAAAUCGCACUUACACAGCACAUUUUGCAAUAUUUGAUGUAUAAUCUGGCGUAACGGCAAAUUCAAGCGAUUGACAAAGUUACACAUACAACGCCACACACACACUAAAGCAUGGAAAUUUAUUUCAACUACUUGUGCAAAUGUCUCAUUUUUUCCCUUUUGAAUAAUCUGUAUAAUAAUAAUAAUAAUAAACUCACAAGACGAGGUAACUGAAGCAAACAAGCAACAAACAGAAUAUGCAACUAAAUUGUAGCUAGUAAGUGUAUAAUCUAUACUAUUAAUAUAAAAAUUAAAAAAAAAAUGAAAAAUUCACAAUCUUUUGAAAUGAUACAGCGGAGAGAGAAAUUGUGCAACCAACCAAGUGUACUGCUAAAUGGGGCAUGUGUGUAGUAGAAUGGCGAGAUUAAGGACGAACUAAUCAACAGAAGUCGAAGAAAAUGUUCAAGCAAUCUAAACCAUGUGCUCCAUAGGGCCUACUGGGGGGUAGCUCAAUUAAUAGCUUUCCUCUGCCUAUCAUUCCAGUAAGGGUAUGUUGAGCUAAAAUAUAGGGAAUCGAUCGGGCUAAAUAUGAUUUAGAGAGAUAGAGAAAAAUUGACAGAUAAAAAAAGAGAGAGAAAGAGAGUGCGAGACAGAAACAAAUAAAAAAGAGAGAAAAAGAGGGAGCCGCAAAAAGAAUCAAACACAAAAGUCAGACGAGGCAGUCAAACAGAGAGAGAGAGAGAGAGAAACAUGCGAAAAGCAUUAGGCGGUAAAAGUAGUAAAAGAAAGAAAAGAAAAAAGGAAAAAAACUAGUAAUGAUUUGCUUUUGAUAACAAACAAUGGUAAAAAGAAAGAGAGAGAGAGAGAGAGAGAGAGAGAGAGAGAGAGUUUGUAAGAUGAUGAAAAACAAAACUAAGGUAACAUAAACUAUUCAAACCUAACACCCAAACACACAAACACAAACAAACGUACACGUUAAUAAUUGCAAACUCGUAACAUAGUAUGGAAAACAAAUAACGGAAGUGUGGAAAAUUAAAACUGCCCAUGAAAUGCCUGAAUUCUAAUCCUCCAGAACCAGUUUUAUCGAUGGAAAGAUGAAAUAGUUACAGCGCAAAGAUAAGAUAUGCAUGCUUUGACCCGUUUGAAUGUCGGCAUUGAAUUUAAACCACACACAGUCGAAGAAGAAGGACGCACUGUGCAGCUCUAGAGAAGAUCUCGGCGCUAACGGUAGUAGAAGAUAGUACGAGCAUCCGUUGGGAGAAUAUAACGACGCAUGCAUCAAAAUGCAGGACAACAUUUGCCACAGCCAUGAAAUAGAGAAGAAAGAAGAACAAAAAGAAAUACUCAAAGCAACAAAAAAAAAGGAACGAAUGCAUGUAGGCACGGCGCAUCGAACACAGGGGUUAACAAUCAAGCAAAAGUUUGUCAAACUGAAAUGAAUUUCCUAUUUUACCAAGUUAUUUUUUGUCUAAAUUCGCAACAUAAACCAAACUUGUUUUUGCUCAUCUUUCGCAUUGUAUUGUAAAUGGCACGUGCGUAAGAUUUGUUUGCGCAUAACCGGCCAUAUGUUCUGUUCAAUCAAGGAAAUGCGUAAUGGUUCGAUGUUUUUGUACAUUCUAGUUUCCCACUGCUUGUGUCUGUAUGGGAGCAGUGACGAAAAAGGAUGGAUGCUUUGUUUGAUAAUUUCAAACCAGAUCCAAAUUCAUCUAACUACUCGACUUAUGCCGUGCUCUAAAUCAAGAAAAUUAAGAUAAAAAAGCAAUUUAUAUAAGUAUACACCACUGUAUCUCCAAUACAGUAAAACAAACACAUGCUUUGUGUAUAUAGGGUAUGAGUAAGUUUAUACGUAAAUAUGUUUACAUAUUUAUGUAUAUGCUUAUGUAUAUGCACACACACACAAAAUAGGUCCUAAAACAUUAUGUUGUUUUAGGCCACUCAUCACCAUAAUACGUCAAACCCAUUCUCUUGCUGAUGCCAUUUCGAUCGGGCGUGAACAAGCAUGGGAGGUAAUUUCUGUGAAAUUAUUACGUUCUUUACUAGAUAUCGUUUGUUGUGUGUGUGAUUGUGUGUAAACCCAAAAAUUUAAAAAAUUACAACAAAAAAUUGGAUUCCACAAAUUCGAUUAAAUUUUAAAUGAUGAGUCCAUAGAAAACAAAAAAUUGUUUGUUUUCCUAAAAAUUAACCUGUUUGUUUGGUUGAAAUAAAAGGCAAAGAAAAAAGGGUUUGCUCUAAAUGCUGCAUGAAAACCCGUAAUAGCAAUAUUUUUGUCGAUGGAAGUAUUUUCUUUUCUUUGUUUUUUUAAAGAGCAUACAGUUUGGCUUAUUAUAAAAAUAUCCAUUUUGGCUUACCUUAAAUAAAAGACUGGAAAGAUAAAUUUUAGUUUGACAUACAUGUACAACCAUCAGAGUGAAUCGGUGUAUAGGAACAACAACCAUGCAACAUGCCACAACACAACAGACAGACACCACAACCUCAGUAUAAUUUCGAUUGAACUUUGGCACCGAUAGUGUACUAAGAGUGAGUCAUACUGUGUACAGUUCGAGCAGAAGUGUUGGUGGAUUUGUUUGAUUGCAAAAAGAAAAAGCUACAACGCGUAUACUACCGAUGUACUAUUCAUUGCGCGAAAUGUUUGUAACAGCAGCUAACACGCACAGAUCUUCUAAUUCAUCAAACGUGAAAGGCGGAAAGUGAAUAUGUUUACGCAGAGAAGAAAGUAAGGUGAAACAGUAGGCCUAGCAGCUUCUACAUUCAAACGUUGCUAGGGACAUACUAAGGUGUGAUACAAGUGAAUCUGCUUAUCUGGGUUGUGGAGUAAAAAACAAACAAACAAAAAAAUCAAGAAACAAACAAGAAAUGAAUAAAUCAGUCUAAUCGUUUACUACUUCUAGCUGUUUGAACAACUCUUCCGUAUAAUAUAUUCUUGCGAACUGUUUAAGCCAAAAAUUAUAAGAAGAAGAAAAAAAAGAUUACAAAUAAUUAAAAUCAAUGCAAAAACACGCUAAAAGACGUAAAGGGACUAUAACCUGUUUCUGAAAACAGUGACAGCACGAUAAGGGAUAGGGCAAAGGAAGCAAAGGCUAGAGUGUAGAGGAAGCAAAUAGAAUUAGAACGACGGUAUAAGUUCGUUAUUGUUUUGCACCACGAGAGCAAUUGUUAUGGCGGGCUAUUAUUUUUCUAUUAUUUGUGUUAUAUUAAUAUAUUUCGGUUCAAUUCUUCGAGCGGCCCGUCAUAAUACUAAUCCUUUGUUUGAAAGUUGCAACAAAGAAAAGCAAACAAAACACGCCCACACACCACCAUGUUUGAGGUAAGGUCUUCAUUUAAUUGGUAAUGCAUCUAGACAUUUAGUAUUUUUGUAUAUUUGUAAAGAAAACGAAAAAAUUGUUCCUUUUUUUAAAUCUACGUACAGAGAUUUAAAAUUUAUGUAAGCAUAACGAAGCGAAAUAUUGACAGGCAAAAGCAUUAGCAAAACGCAAUCGGGAGAUGCUACACAAUCGAAAUGAGAAAAGAAGAAAAAAAAAGAUGAUGAACGCCACGUGACAUAUAUCAAGCAAAAUUAACCAUUUCAACCUACGUAAUAUAACAGGAUCGAACACAUAAACACACCCAACAAGGCAAUGGAAGUAAAUGACACCUCAUUCGAUCUAUUAUUUAUAUGUGCUUUUAUUAGAGAGAAUGGGGGUUGAGUACGAAUGGACGCAAAACACAACAUGAAAAUCCAAGUAAUAUUGUAAGGCAAACGCGUUUGCUCUCCCACAUUUUUAAUUCAGUUUUAAUGUAUCGAAUGGCGAAACGGAUGAGUUGCUGCAAGUUUCCGUUGAAGGAACUUUCCUUUAGUACGUUAGAGGGAUAAGCUUUUACUAAACUUUUUUUUUAAUUUACGGUAGUAACAUUAUUUUGGAAUGUUUCUUCACACUUCUUUGAUGAUAAAGAGAAAUAUAUAAGCUUAAGAGUAUGUUUAAAAUGUA